This is a messenger RNA of Amyelois transitella, 1792 nucleotides long. RefSeq lists its product as uncharacterized. The record is from RefSeq and is a predicted model, not a curated record. The transcript is spliced from 6 exons. Gene Ontology annotation, biological process: DNA repair. NCBI's taxonomy places the organism in Eukaryota, Metazoa, Arthropoda, Insecta, Lepidoptera, Pyralidae. The coding region runs from base 179 to 1756 and encodes 525 amino acids. Gene Ontology annotation, molecular function: double-stranded DNA binding; ATP-dependent polydeoxyribonucleotide 5'-hydroxyl-kinase activity; polynucleotide 3'-phosphatase activity.
UACGUAGUAUUUUUAUUUGUAAAUUCAAUUUUAUGUAUCAUAUUAAAGUAUUUCCUUCUAAUAAAAUAAGCACUCAGCACAGCGCAAUUUUCAUCUACAUCCUAUAUAUUCAUGAAAGAACAUUAUUUAGAUACAAAAUACAACUUUUAAAUUUCCACUAGGUUUUGUUUUGUUAAGUAUGUCUCGUCAAUGUAUUUUGAGGUGUCUAUUGAACUCUCACCUUCCCAUAAAUUUAAAUCACAAUGCAGAAAAUAUAAUCGGUCGCAGUAAAUUAACAAAAAUUAAGGAUCAGGCUUGCUCUCGCCAACAAAUUUGGCUUAAAGCAGACUGUGAGAACUGUUCAGUUGAAAUUAAGCAACUUGGCGUUAAUCCUUCUGGUUUAGAUGGUUUUGCAUUGAAAAGGAAUGAAAGUUAUACAGUUGGCCAUGGAUCUAGAUUGGAAGUUUUAUUAAAUAAUUAUGUUCAUAUCAUUGAGUUUGAUCCACCACCUGAAGACUAUAUUGAAAACAAAGUUUGCCGUAAAAGAAAACUAGAACCUGAUUACAGUAAUAUGCAGUCAAGUAAACAGAUGAAAACGGACACAAAUUCUCAUUUUUCAAGUUCAGAAGCUCAUCGAGAUAUGUGGGAAGAAAUUGACAAGGGUGAAUUGUAUAUAUUUACUUCUAAAGGAGUUAAAUCUAGUAACAAAAUUGCUGCUUUUGAUAUGGAUGGUACUUUAAUCAAAACUAAAUCUGGAAAGGUGCACCCGGUUGAUACAAACGAUUGGCAAAUAGCAUUCCCAACAGUGGAACAAAAACUGAAAGAGAAGUUUAUGGAAGGCUUCAAAAUUGUGAUAUUGAGCAAUCAAGCCCCCAUUGGUAAUGGAAGGGUCAAAAUAGAUGACUUUAAAAAGAAAAUAGAAAGUUUGGUGAAAAAAUUAAGUGUGCCAAUCCAAGUUUACAUAGCAACUGGUAAAGGAAUUUAUAGAAAACCGUUGAAUGGAAUGUGGAAGUUUUUGACUGAAAAGAGGAAUGACAGUAUCACCAUAGACACACUUCAUAGUUUCUACUGUGGAGAUGCUGCUGGCCGGGCACCUAACUGGGCCCCAGGCAAGAAGAAGGAUCACUCUUUAGUCGACAAGUUAAUGGCAGAAAAUAUUGGUGUCAGGUUUUUCACCCCAGAGCAAUUUUUCUUAGGGCAUUCCAUAACUAAUGUCCCUAUGAUCAAACCAGAAUUUUGUCCCAAGGAAAUUGUGCCAGUGCCAUUUGAUGAGAAGCUUUUAAGCACAACAAAAGAGAUACUUGUUUUAGUAGGAUUCCCUGGUAGUGGAAAAUCAUUCUUAGCAACACAAAUUGAACAGAAAACUGGUCAUCGCUAUGUUGCCGUUUGUCGUGAUGUUAUUGGCACAUGGCAGAAGUGUGUGGCUGAAGCAAAGUUAUUGUUGCAAAGUGGUAAAAGCGUCAUAGUGGACAGCACUAAUCCCGACGUAGAAUCACGUGGUCGCUGGAUUGCGUUAUCGAAAGAGAUGAACGUAGACUGUCGGUGCGCAAAGUUGGCUGUGACGAAAGCGCACGCGCAGCAUAACAACAAGUUUAGGGAACUUAUGAAGAUUAACCACGUACCCGUCAACGAUAUCGUGUUUCACACGUACAAAAAUAAAUACACGGAUCCAACUUCACGUGAAGGUUUCAAAGAAGUCUUAGAAGUUAAAUUUGGUGCAAACUUUGAAGAUAAAGCUUCUGAAGAAUUGUAUAAAAUGUAUUUGUUAGAAAAGUGAUGUCGGCAACGGGUUGGAAUAAAACACGUUAAAAGA